AUGAGAACGGCGGGUCCGAAAACGUCCGUCGAGGACCGGCGCAGAGGCGAAAUCGCGCUCAGCGAAUUCGCAGAAUAUGCCGACAAGCAGCAGUCGCAGCGCUCGGCUCAUCUGGCCCUGCUUGACAAUGGCAUCACCACCACCACCACCACCACCGCCUCCCCUGGAUGCGAAGCCCCCGCCCAUGAGGAUCACGCUGAACUAGAGAUCCUAGACCAGUUAGGGCUGUCUGACGAUCCGAAGACUGUGAGAUUGAAGGACCUUCUGCUGAGGACAGGGGAUCAUCCCGAGGAAGACCUGCAGGUCCUCGCGGGGAUUCUGCAGGCGCGCAUUGAUGAAGGCCAUGGGGAGACGAUCUUCGAUCUCGGCCUCGAAGACGGCGGAGAGUCGAUGGCCUUUGACCUGGACAACUGGAAGGCGGCUUUGCAACGGUUGCGCGACGCUGCAGAUUCUCUACCAGCUCAUUGUCGCAUCCUUCUGACCUACAAUGUGGGCGGCCCCGAAGAGUCGCGCGUCAAGAACGAGCGAAUAAAAGGGGUCUGGGGCAAGAUUCUGAUCCGGCAGCCCGCGGACACCGUGGAGGAAAUGGCGGAGAUUCGCGUCGCCGUCGUGGGGAAUGUGGACGCGGGCAAGAGUACCAUGCUGGGAGUCCUCGUCAAGGGGGGUCUAGACGAUGGCCGUGGGAAGGCCCGCGUGAACCUUUUCCGCCACAAACAUGAGAUCGAAAGUGGACGAACCAGCUCUGUGGGGAUGGAGAUUAUGGGGUUCGACAGCCAUGGGGAGAUUGUAAGCAGCUCCCAGGGCCGCAAGCUCUCGUGGGAAGAGAUUGGGAAGCGCUCGGCCAAGGUCAUUGCCUUCUCUGACUUGGCGGGCCACGAGCGUUAUCUCCGGACUACCGUGUUUGGGAUGCUGAGCAGCAACCCGAACUACUGUCUGUUGAUGGUCGCCGCCAAUAACGGCCUGAUCGGCAUGAGCAAAGAGCACCUGGGGAUUGCUCUGGCCUUGAAUGUGCCCGUCAUGGUUAUCAUCACCAAGAUCGAUAUCUGCCCGCCCCAGAUCUUGCAGGAGACGAUUUCCCAACUGACCAAGAUUCUCAAGUCUCCUGGAGCGCGAAAGAUCCCCAUUUUUGUGAAGGAUAUGGAGGAGACUAUUAACACGGCGGCCCAAUUCGUUACCCAGCGGAUCUGUCCGAUUUUUCAGGUCUCCAAUGUCACCGGAGAAAAUCUGGAGCUUGUCCGGACUUUUUUGAAUAUUCUUCCUCACCGCGGCCAAUACAACCCUGACGCGCCCUUUGAAUUCUUGGUCAACGACACGUUCUCGGUCCCCCAUGUUGGUACGGUGGUGUCCGGCGUGGCGAAAUCCGGGGUGAUCCACGCGGGUGACUCCGUUCUGGUGGGACCUGAUUCCCUCGGCCAAUUUACCACGACCACGAUCAAGUCAAUCGAGCGCAAGCGGAUCCAGGUGAACGCUUGUUUUGCGGGCCAGUCUGGCUCCUUUGCCUUGAAGCGUGUACGGCGGAAAGAGGUGCGUAAGGGCAUGGUGGUCCUCAAGAAGUUGGACCAGCCGCCCAAGGUUUUCCGCGAGUUUGUUGCCGAAGUUCUCAUUCUGUCCCAUGCAACUACCAUCAAACCUAGAUAUCAGGCGAUGCUUCAUGUCGGUGCCGUUAGCCAGACUUGCUCCGUCAUCGACAUCGAUCGUCCUUUUAUCCGGACAGGAGAUCGUGCAUUAGUUGCUUUCCGGUUCAUGCAACGCCCUGAAUUUCUUGCUCCUGGUGAUCGAGUGCUCUUCCGAGAGGGCAAGACCAAGGGGUUAGGCAUUGUGAAGAGUGUCGGAUACGAUGCCAGCCAGCCUUUGAAUGCUGAGGCGAGAAAAGAGUUUGAACGGAAGGAAAAGCAACAAUCCUAG
Molecule: messenger RNA, 1905 nt
Organism: Aspergillus ochraceoroseus IBT 24754
Lineage: Eukaryota; Fungi; Ascomycota; Eurotiomycetes; Eurotiales; Aspergillaceae
Product: putative GTP binding protein (GTPBP1)
Exons: 3
Coding region: 1-1905 (634 amino acids)
Biological process (GO): translational elongation
Molecular function (GO): translation elongation factor activity; GTP binding; GTPase activity
Source: RefSeq, a predicted model, not a curated record